This is a messenger RNA of Arabidopsis thaliana (thale cress), 977 nucleotides long. It is a transcript of the gene HVA22A, whose product is annotated as HVA22 homologue A. The record is from RefSeq and is marked reviewed. The transcript is spliced from 5 exons. Gene Ontology annotation, cellular component: membrane. Bases 296 to 829 code for a protein of 177 amino acids. NCBI's taxonomy places the organism in Eukaryota, Viridiplantae, Streptophyta, Magnoliopsida, Brassicales, Brassicaceae.
GAAAAAGAUUACUACUUUAUUUUCUUGUGUCAACGUUUACUUUAAGCUAAUUUCCAUUUUCGUUUUGGUAACAAUUUCCAAAAAGCUUUUGAUUAUUCCGAAAGGAAAGAAAUUAAUGGGUAGCUUUUUCCAAUUCAUAUCGUUUUCACGACAUCAAUUAAAAAGUUAAAAACUUUCAACAGGUCUACCACACAAUCAUUCGUUCUCUCUCUCAAAGUCUCAAUCCAUCUCCAGAGAGUAGUGUGUUUUUAGUGGAGGAAGAAUCAGAUUCAAAAGCCAAAAUCAAAGCUUGGUGAUGGGAUCUGGAGCUGGCAAUUUCCUCAAGGUUCUUCUCAGGAACUUCGAUGUUCUUGCUGGGCCUGUGGUUAGUCUCGUUUAUCCUCUAUAUGCUUCAGUUCAAGCGAUUGAAACUCAAUCUCAUGCUGAUGACAAACAAUGGCUAACUUAUUGGGUCCUUUAUUCAUUACUUACACUCAUCGAGCUCACAUUCGCCAAACUCAUCGAAUGGUUACCGAUAUGGUCAUACAUGAAGCUGAUCUUGACUUGCUGGCUUGUUAUUCCCUACUUUAGUGGCGCUGCUUAUGUCUAUGAACAUUUUGUGAGACCGGUGUUUGUUAACCCUCGGAGCAUUAACAUUUGGUAUGUGCCAAAGAAGAUGGAUAUCUUCAGAAAACCAGACGAUGUGUUAACAGCUGCUGAGAAGUACAUUGCAGAGAAUGGACCUGAUGCUUUUGAGAAGAUCUUAAGCCGGGCUGAUAAAUCAAAAAGAUAUAAUAAGCAUGAAUAUGAAAGCUAUGAAACGAUGUAUGGUGAGGGUUAUCAGUACUAAGAGAAAUUUGAAAAAGCUUUUAAUUUUAGAAUGUGUGAAGCAACUUCAUGUCUUUGUUGUUUGUUUAUGCUUCCUUUUUGUGGAUCUCUCUCGUGUAAAAAAGUUGCUAAUUAAAAUAAAGAUGCUUUCUGCUCCAAUUUAAAGCUUA